Lactuca sativa (garden lettuce) is the source of this 1043-nucleotide messenger RNA. The record is from RefSeq and is a predicted model, not a curated record. Lineage: Eukaryota; Viridiplantae; Streptophyta; Magnoliopsida; Asterales; Asteraceae.
GCACCAAAGGUCCAAAAUCAAGGUUUUCAUGGGUUUUUAGUCCAUUCCGUCAUUAACCGUUUGUUUGGGGCCGUUAGUGCCUUCACGUGCCCUCCAUGUGAGGGCAUUUUGGUCAUUUUAGGUCCUAGCCUCCGUUGCCGCCACUUCAAUUAAUUAGAUUGCAGACUGUACUCACUCCUUCGUCUUCUACUCAUACCUCUUGAUUCAAACGCAAAAACCCUAACGAUCGUCUGAAAAUUGGAUUGUGUUCCUGCUUUUGAAAAUGUGGGGACUUAGAAAUGUUGGAGAGAUUGUCAACGUUCAAGAAGUUUAUGCUGGUUACCCCAACAUAUUCUCUAUUGAACUUCAUCACGGAGGGAGUUUCACAAAGUUUCCAAAUAUCAGACUUGAUGAUGAGAGAAUUAGGGUAUGAUGGUACUGAAAUCAUGUAUUACCAUUUCCGUUUGCCUAAUGAAGGAUUUGACUUUGGACUCCGAGCAUUAGGUAACGAUGAUGAUGUGCGUAAUAUCUCACGGUAUGUUACCCAUAAUAACAAAAUGAUUAAAGUGUACACAGAGCAUGGUCAAACGAACUUGCUUACAUAUUUUAUGUCCCCAACUGGUCCAAGAAGGGUUAUAAUAGAAGACAUGGAGAAGCAGGAUUCCAUUAGACCCUCAUCACCUGUAGUUGCUCAUGAAGUGGUAACUCCAAUCCAAAUUGAUGUUGGUGAGGGUGAUUUAGGGUUAGCAUUAACCUUAUACAAAUCAGCAACACCUGAAUUUAGUAGGUCUAAAGGUUGGAAACAUAGUAAAGGGGCAUCGUCUUGUAGUACAAAGCUUAACUUGGAUUGGGAAGGUGCUGAAAAAACAAUGGCAAGUGGUGAAGUUGAUAAGGGUAAGGGUGUAGAAGGAUUUGUAGAUGAAUUUGUUGUAGUUGAUGCAGAAAAAGAGUUAAACAAAGAGAUUGAUGUGAAUGAAGAACUUGAUGUGAACAAAUCCAAUGGUGAGGGUGUAGAAGGAUUUGCAGAUGAGGGGUAUAGAGUUGUCAUGGAUAAUGAUCCUUAA